GGAGGGACUCAUGUCACCACCAUCUCAGUCUUCCAAAAGAAGUUGAUCCCCACACAACUCUUCAAAAUGCCGGUGCUCCAAUUGACCCAUGAGUUCGGCUAUGUUGCUUUGGUGGCCUCAUCCACCUUCCUGCUGAACAUGUGGCAAAGCAUUCGCAUUGGUGGCAUGCGCAAGAAGCUUGACGUGAAGUAUCCGGUGAUGUACUCGGAAAAGCAUCCCAUCUUCAAUUGCUAUCAGCGAGCCCAUCAGAACACCUUGGAGCAAUUGCCAUUCUUCCUGACCACGUUGUUCUUGGCAGGAAUUCGAUUCCCGUGUUAUGCAGCCAUGUUCGGGGCCUCCUGGUUGUUGGGACGAGUGGUAUACACCUUGGGUUAUUCCAGUGGCAGCCCUGACAAGCGGGUGCCGGGUGCGUUCAUCAGCAUGAUUUUGGGCCAAUUCCCUUUGUUCGUCAUGUCGGUGGGAACCGGAGCCGGUUUCUUGGGAUGGUUUUAAAUUGCUUUGACGUACCCAGGCAUAUUGUUAUAAUUAAGGGUUGGAAAGAUACCUUAUUUGGGAACAUUUACAGUAUGAGCGAUAAAUAUGGGUUCCAAUGUAGGGUCACGUGUAUAUCAUCAUCAUUGGUUCGCAUUUUCCACCUCCAUUUUACCUGGUCGGUUUACGUCUCAGCUCUGACGUUUUUCACCAGUUCUGUUUUGCUAGAAGAAAAUAAAGCCAUCAACAUCUGCGA
Messenger RNA from Tigriopus californicus, 727 nucleotides. Its product is annotated as glutathione S-transferase 3, mitochondrial-like. The transcript has a single exon. The record is from RefSeq and is a predicted model, not a curated record. NCBI's taxonomy places the organism in Eukaryota, Metazoa, Arthropoda, Copepoda, Harpacticoida, Harpacticidae. Gene Ontology annotation, cellular component: nuclear envelope; endoplasmic reticulum; membrane. Bases 67 to 492 code for a protein of 141 amino acids. Gene Ontology annotation, molecular function: glutathione peroxidase activity; glutathione transferase activity.